GAGAGAGGAUUAUAGUUAGGAAUUUAAAGAAUGGAAAAGUUUUUAAAAACUUUUUUAAUACGUGUUUAUAUUUUUUGUUUAUAUAUAGUAGUUGAACAAAAAUGUUUCUAAAGUGGUAUGAUAAAAUAAAAUAUUGGAAAUGAAAAAGCAAUACAACACUUUAAAUGUCAUGAUAUUUAAGAUCAUAUUAGUUAUUGGUAUUGGCAUAGUAACCUGUUUCGAACAAAGUUUAGUCAAUUCUUCGUCAAAAGUAUUAUUAGCAAGCACGACUGAUGCGUCAAACAACUUCAGCCCAAAUGACUUCAAGGUAAAUAAAGAAAAAAAAAAUCACAGACUGUUGAUCUAUAUAGGAGCAGGAACUGCUGCUUUCGUCUUUAUAUUAUUUGUUGUGAUUUUUAUGAUAACUCAAAGAAGAAAACUGAAGCAAAUCAAAAGGAUACAGAUAGCAGAUAAGUUUUUGAGAAAAAAUAAAGGAUAUGUCUACAAAGAACCUUUAUUUCCUGGUGAAGACAAUAAAGAACUGAAUAAUAAAAACCUGCAAAGGGUGUCAACGUUACCUAACUAUUUAAGCGGAAGUUAUGAGGUAGUCGGCGUAAUGGAAAGAAAGCAUGUACCAUGUAUUGAAAAAUAUAAUUACCUUCCAUCAAAUAGUAUUUUCUAUUUACGUAAUGAAGUUUCAGUACAAAACUCAAGCAAUAAAAUAGUGAAUUAAAAAAAGCAUUUAUUAUCAAAGAUUUUUAUUUGCAAGUAAAAAUGUUUAAUCAAGUAAAGCUAAUGAAAUCAAGUAAAGCUGAUGAAAUCGAUAACUUUGUGCAUAGUUGCAACAAAACAUUUGGAAAGAUGAUUUGUUGGCAUAAUGAUGUAUUUUGUUUCUAUGAAAGCACAAAAAUUAUAAUUUUUAAA
Hydra vulgaris (swiftwater hydra) is the source of this 903-nucleotide messenger RNA. The record is from RefSeq and is a predicted model, not a curated record. Lineage: Eukaryota; Metazoa; Cnidaria; Hydrozoa; Anthoathecata; Hydridae.